ACAGCCCGGAGCACUGGCGCAUGGAUCUCUUAAAAAAUCGAAUUUAGUUACAAAAGCUGGUCAGAGCACAAUGGCGCAAUCAUCAUCAGCACUCGGGCCUUGGGUGCGCUUGGAAGGCAUCACCAUAGGUCAGCUCCCCCCAGGCGGAAUAGGUGUCGAGCGGAGCAAUGCUUCGUCGUCGGAAAAGUUCAGCGACGGGUCUGCAUCUGGAGUUGCCCCGAAUCUCAAGACGUUUAUCACGAAUGUCCUUUCCGAAGCCGUUCCUUUCAUUGAUGGCGUUGCGCCGAAAUCUGGGGCCGCCUCGACAUGGAAGUCGAAAGGUUCGGCCAAAAACUAUCCCUCGUCCAAAGCUCCUGUCUAUAUAUACGAAAAGACGGUGCCUGGCAAAGAGCUGGAUAAGAUAGACGGGAUGAGUCACUUUAGCGCGGAUAGGAAGAAUGAGACUUGGUUUUGCAGGAAGAGCUGCCACGAGAACAAGGCGGAGACAGGGACGGCAAGCUGGGAGGAAUUCACACAUAGUUUCAAGGAACAUCAUGCCGAAACGGAGAAGGCGUUCACGCCAACAGUCAUUGGAGCCAGGGAGGCCAUGCGAUGGAAUACAAGUGGGAUCGAGGCCGAGGUUCAUGGUGAACGGUGGAUCAACAUUACCGUAGCUAUCGAGGAGAUGAAGCAUAAGAUCGACCCGAAACCACUGAAGAAUCGCACCUUUCCUGUUGUGCAGGUCGCAGCAGAACUUGCUGGCGUGCAAGAAUUCGUCGUCGUGUCAAUCCCCCUCACCGACUUUGAAAGAUCACCAUAUGCGGAAUAUGCGCGCGAUAAGAGCUUGGUCGUGGCUGCGUAUACGUCGAUAGAGCGAAUACGGGUGCUUCCAAGUAGCGGGGAUGUGGAAUGGAUCAUGGCCACAGCUUCAGAUGCCGGUGGGGUUCUUCCUCAAUGGAUGCAGAAACUUGCAGUCCCCUCUGCAGUCGCAAAAGAUGUUGAACUAUUCAUGGGGUGGAUCCCAAGCCAAAGGAAGAACAACCCAUCCCCGAAUUCGAAGGCAGAAUCUGCAGAGAAUAAUCUGCCUGCUGGUCCCUCGAAUGAUGCGCCCACUUCGAUCUCGAAAACCAAUGAUGAGCCCUCGGCUUCGGGCUAAACAAACUAGUAUCUGCGCGCUGCUUUGGGGGAUAGUAAGAUUGUUUUGUUCGUGGUAUAAUUAUGCUAUAAAGCUAAGCUGCUGUGCGGCCCCUUUCUUCCCAGAGUUUGGUUAUUGCCAUAGCAGUUCCCUCCAGAAUAAGUUCGUGCUCCUGCUCGUGCAUCCGGUUUGUCAACUCAUCCAAUGUUUCCGUUGGCCUACACUCAAUCUCCCUCUGUAUAAUCGGCGUUCCUCGGUCCACAUCUCUUAUAACAUAAUGAACCAUGAUGCCGGUCCUGUUAUUCUCUAACUGGCCCUUGUGAUAGUCGUCAUAAGCUCGUUUUAUAGCAUCCUUGCCAUCAUAUUUGCCAAAUAACGCAGGGUGUAAGUUGAUGACUGGGAUCUUCUUCUCUGUC
Messenger RNA from Amorphotheca resinae ATCC 22711, 1530 nucleotides. RefSeq lists its product as hypothetical. The record is from RefSeq and is a predicted model, not a curated record. NCBI's taxonomy places the organism in Eukaryota, Fungi, Ascomycota, Leotiomycetes, Helotiales, Amorphothecaceae. The transcript is spliced from 2 exons. Bases 71 to 1135 code for a protein of 354 amino acids.